AUGGGUCAUCAAUGGGUCAAGAUUGAGAAUAGGACCUCCAUCGAGUAUGUGAACGGGGUAAAGGAAUUUCUAAAUGUUGCGCGACAUACUUUGAAUUCUAAUGGGUUAACUCCAUACCCGUGCAGUAAUUGUCUCAAUUCGAGACUACAAAAUAUAAGUGUCAUUACUUCCCAUUUGAUUAGUGUAGGAAUUGAUGAGUCAUAUACACGGUGGGUGCAUCACGGUGAAGAUGAGGUCGAAGAAGAAGAUGUUCCACAUAAUGAUUUUGUUAAUACUGAAUCUGCAGGCUUAAGAGCAGGAUUAGAGGAUAUAGUUGGUCAUACAUUAUUUGAUAUUGGACCUACCAAUGAUCUAAUUAGUAACCAAAACCUAGGAAAUGCUCGUUAUGAGAAGCUACAUGAAGCUCUAAAUAAACCUUUGUAUGAAGGAUGCAAGAGUUGUACAUUGACGUUUGUUGUGAAGUUGAUGAAUUUGAAAAUGAUGAACAAGUGGAUAGAUAAUUCUUUUGAGAUGAUGCUAAAGUUGCUAUACGAGGAUCUUCCUGAUUGUAAUAAUUGUCCAGAGAGCUAUUACGAUGUUAGAAUGUUGCUUUGUGAAGCCGGUUUAGGUUAUGAGCUUAUUGAUGUUUGUCAAUAUGAUUGUGCUAUUUUCUAUGGGGACAACAAAGAUGCCAUAACAUGUCCUGUUUAUCAAAGCAAUUGUUACGUGCGCAACAAAAUUGCUCAUAAGAAGUUGCGAUACUUUCCAAUAACACCUCGUUUGAAGUGUCUACACGCUUCACGCCACACUGCCAAAGACAUGAGUUGGCAUAAAGAAGUGUGCAAGGAUGAGCAUGGAGUUUUGCGUCAUCCGGCUGAUGGAGAGGCUUGGAAACAUUUUGAUAUAAUGUAUCCUACUUUUGCAGAUGAUCAUAGGAGUGUACGAUUGGGAUUGGCUUCAGAUGGGUUUAACCCUUUUAGCAAUAUGACAACUUCAUAUAGUAUGUGGCCUGUUAUUUUGAUGUCGUAUAACAUGCCACCUUGGUGUACAAUGCAUAAGAGAAGUUACUUUCUAACGUUACUAAUUCCUAGUCCAAAAUCUCUUGGUAAAGACUUUGACAUCUUCUUAACGCCACUUAUGGACGAACUUAAAGUUAUAUGGGGUAAUGGGGUUCAAGCAUAUGAUGAUCAUUCAAAAUCACUUUUCACUCUUCAUGUCGCAGUAAUAUGGACAAUCAGUGACUUCCUUGAUUAUGCUUACUUGUCUGGGUGGAGUACUAUGGGUAAGCUGGCGUGUCCAAUAUGCCUUGAGGAUACCCGUUCUAGAAGGAUUCAUGGGAAAAAUGUCCAUGAUAAUAUAGUUAGGACAUUGUUAAAUGAUCCCGUGAAGUCAAAGGAUACUACAAAUGCACGUUUGGACUUGGUGGAUCUUAAUAUUCGCAAGGAUCAAUGGCUAAGAGAGAGAAAUGGAAAAUUUGAGAAACCUCAUGCUAAUUUCACAUUGACUAAAGAUGAAUGUGUGGAGUUUUACAAAUUUAUCAAGUCUGUUCGCCUACCUGAUGGCUAUGCGUCCAACAUAAGUUGA
Lactuca sativa (garden lettuce) is the source of this 1563-nucleotide messenger RNA. RefSeq lists its product as uncharacterized. Lineage: Eukaryota; Viridiplantae; Streptophyta; Magnoliopsida; Asterales; Asteraceae. The record is from RefSeq and is a predicted model, not a curated record.